AUGAAGUUAUUAGGUAUUUUGUGCGCUUGCAAAAACUCUACUGACAACUAGGUAUAUAUCCCAGUAAGAGAAUAUGAAGAUAGUUCAAUAAGCGUGUUUUCAAGAGGUACUGUUAGAGAUUCAUUUAAGUUCAUAGUAAGAGAAUCAUUUGUUGGCAUUCAAAAAGGCUCAAGACAUGAAGUUAAACAUGAAGACUACUUUGUCUACAUUUUAGCUUCUUUGAAUCACAAUGUAGUUGCAUAUGCAUUUACAGAAGGUGCAUAUCCAGCUAGAAGAGUUAUAUAUUAAGGUUUAUAAAAAGCUCUAGAUGGCUUUUUCUAGAAGCUAGGAAAUGGCUAUUAAGCUAUAAAAUCAGAUGAUAAAAUAUAAAUUCCAGCAGUUCAAUAAGUCUUAAAAGAUUACUCAGACCCUGCAAAUGUUGAUUAAUUAACAAAAGUAUAGAAUAAAGUAGACGAAAUCCAAGUCAUCCUACACGAAAAUAUUAACAAAUUACUUGAAGCUUAAGGUGAUUUGGAUGUUUUAGUAGAAAAGAGCAAAGAUCUUAGUGCUGCAUCCAAAACACUAUAUAAAAAUUCAAAGAAGAUGAAUAAAAAAUGUUGCAAUAUUUUUUGA
Messenger RNA from Tetrahymena thermophila SB210, 612 nucleotides. Its product is annotated as YKT6-family R-SNARE protein. The transcript has a single exon. The record is from RefSeq and is a predicted model, not a curated record. Gene Ontology annotation, molecular function: SNAP receptor activity. NCBI's taxonomy places the organism in Eukaryota, Ciliophora, Oligohymenophorea, Hymenostomatida, Tetrahymenidae. Gene Ontology annotation, biological process: endoplasmic reticulum to Golgi vesicle-mediated transport. Gene Ontology annotation, cellular component: Golgi apparatus.